Molecule: messenger RNA, 533 nt
Organism: Symbiodinium necroappetens
Lineage: Eukaryota; Dinophyceae; Suessiales; Symbiodiniaceae
Source: the annotation of a GenBank genome assembly
GCCUGGGCAGCCUCCCCUACGGAGAGUUCAGCGGCGGCUGGUUCCGCUGCCUGGAGCUCUGCAAGGAGACGCCAAGCUGCGAGCAGGUCACCUACACCGCGGAGGGGCGGUGCUUCGGCAUGAGCGCUCGCACCCACGAGGAUGCCAAUGGCCUCGGCGGGAGCAACGGUGGCUUCACCACCGCCCACUGCUACGGUGAGGUGAGCGGUCCGGCAGUGGUGAUGCAGAACCCGGGCUGCCCCAAUGUGUUUAUGGGAGAUCGGUUUUUGGACCUGGGCCCGUGGCGCCUGGCCGCCUGGGACGACAACCAUCUCUCCAUUGCCCACAAGACGGGUCAGGCUGCCAUCGUCUUUCGCAACGAUGGGGCGGUGCUCCACCAGCGGACGGAUCUCUUGGCCUUCAACCGCCCCAUCGCCCUGCCGAAAGGCAUCAAGUUCGGCUUCCAGUUCAUCCAGAUCGGAGAGUUCCGGCUGGGCGCAGCAAACGACAACCACUUCUCCAUCCAGCACUCCGGUGGAAACACCGUGCAGGUG